This is a messenger RNA of Durusdinium trenchii, 371 nucleotides long. NCBI's taxonomy places the organism in Eukaryota, Dinophyceae, Suessiales, Symbiodiniaceae. The record is from the annotation of a GenBank genome assembly.
AUGACACUGCGCGCGGCAGUGGUCGUGUCCUGCUUGAGCUGGCCACUUUGGGCUGCAGCAAAGCUCUCAGACAGCGUGGAAGCAUUAAGUGUCAACAGAGGUGGUGCAGAAGGAGAAUUGGGCCGUAGCUCUGAAGCUUGUGAGCAGAACAUCCAGCAGAGCUUGCUGCAGCAUUCUACAUUGGUCUCGAAGGACAAGAAACACCAGGUUAUUGCUGAUCCAUUGGAGGGGGUUUGUGACACAGUGGAGACUCCUCCUCAGUCACCUUACGCUGAUGAGAUCAACAACAACUAUUUCUAUGCCAUUGCCUUCACCAACGACACGUUGACGAACCCUUAUUCAUACAAAUGGGUGGAGAGGUACAACUACAG